AUGACCCGACAGAUGCAUGUCUCACUGUUUCUCCUGCUGCUGUUGUUUCUAUUUGUACAGUUGUGCAGCACGAGUGGAAUCCUCGCUGCGCCGUCGGCUGGAGUUGUGCGGGAGGUGCCCCUUAAGGGACAGGGCGCAUCGCAGGCGUACACCGUCGCCACGGAGAACCGAAAGUUUAUCCGCAUUCGUGCCUUCUAUGAGGACUUGACCAAUGAUAAGUACUGCACUGCGGUCGGAGAAUUGAUCAAAGACUUUGAGGGCAAUGAUGUUGAGUGCUACGCUAAUGAUGUUUUUACCGAGGAAGACAUAUCCAAAUAUAUCGACACAAUUAUUCCUGCUGCCAUUAAACUACACGAGGAUCGUCUGCUCGUUGAUCCUGUGGAUGGUCCGUUGAUUGUUCCUGAGUUUGAAGAGAACAAUGUUUGCAAUAACAUUACUGUUCCUGAGGACCACCAUUCUAAGGGUGUCAAUGAUGCUGACAUGGUACUCUAUGUGUCUGCCAGACCUGUGUAUGACAUUUAUGUCAUCUGCGCUAGAAAUGAUGAUGGCCGACCGAUUGCCGGAGCGAUAAACAUCCUCCCAUUUGCAAAAAAGUCUCAACGGUAUAAUGUUCGUAUUAUGGCACACGAGAUUGCGCAUGUACUUGGAUUUGACUAUAAUGUGUUUAAGAACUAUAGUAUGGUGGAUGAGAUCAACUUUGACGAUGGAAGAAAGCGCAUGCUGGUGAAAUCAAGCAAAACGAAGGAGAAGGUACAGGAACACUAUGGUUGUAACACAGCUCAGGGCAUGGAAUUGGAGUAUGAAAAAUAUGGAAAUGGGAAAACAGUUUCAUCACACUGGAACUAUCGUGUCGCAAAGGAUGAUCUAAUGAGCUCUCAGUUUACCGUUAGCGGUAUGUACUAUAGCGCUCUGACGAUGUCUGUGUUUGAUGAUCUACCAUAUUAUUCUGCCAAUUGGGGAAUGGAAGAGCCGAUGGCAUGGGGCAAUAAAUCCAAUUGUGAUUUGCUUGAUAAUAAUUUUGAAAAUGCAUUCGUUGGAAAAUAUCCCACCAUGUUUUGUAGUAUUGGAAAACCGUACUCAUGCACAACUGAUCGCAGUGCAGUUGGCUACUGCAUUCCCGAAUCGAGAUACACUGACUCCGAUGGCAAUGAGAUCAAUGCUGCUUUUGUGAGAAGUGAGUUGUAUAAUUCAGCUAAUACUGGAAGUAUGUCGUGCUCUGAUAAAGUAACAUCCGAUAUUCCAGGAUCGAUCUUUGACAAUGAUUCAUUCUGUUUGGAUACAGAAGAAUACACAAGAGUUGUUGGACAAGAUACAUUGUCUUUCACUGGUGUGUGUGCACGGGUGUCAUGUGAUGGGGGUAAAGUGAAAGUGAUGUACGCUGGCGAUAACAAAUGGUACGACUGUCCCGAGGGAAACUUACUGGUGCCAACAUCGACAUCUUCAUUCGUAAGCGGGAAAAUCAUGUGUCCCAAGUACAACGAGGUCUGCACCGUCGCCCCUGACGGCAGCAGUCGCCGCCCGAUGAUUUACCCGCCAGGGUAUGAACAUCCCACUGAGUCUCCUGGCCAAGGUGGGGAUGGGUGUGUUGCACCUGCUCUCCUUGCUCCAGUGGUACUUUUUGUGAUGACCCUCGCUCUCUCACUUCUCUUCUGA
Molecule: messenger RNA, 1653 nt
Organism: Trypanosoma theileri
Lineage: Eukaryota; Euglenozoa; Kinetoplastea; Trypanosomatida; Trypanosomatidae
Product: surface protease GP63
Exons: 1
Coding region: 1-1653 (550 amino acids)
Biological process (GO): cell adhesion; proteolysis
Cellular component (GO): cytoplasm; membrane
Molecular function (GO): metalloendopeptidase activity
Source: RefSeq, a predicted model, not a curated record